This is a messenger RNA of Pogoniulus pusillus (Red-fronted tinkerbird), 2179 nucleotides long. RefSeq names its product transmembrane protein 130 (gene TMEM130). The transcript has 9 exons. Lineage: Eukaryota; Metazoa; Chordata; Aves; Piciformes; Lybiidae. Bases 486 to 1772 code for a protein of 428 amino acids. The record is from RefSeq and is a predicted model, not a curated record. Gene Ontology annotation, cellular component: plasma membrane.
AUCUGUCCCGUGUCAGCCGCCAGCCAAGGCGCCGAGUUUGCCAAGUGCCCAGCCCGCUGCAAGCGGGCAGAUCGCGGGCGGUUCCGCGGCAGCCACGUUACGUUGGCAACACAAACCUGCAGGACCUUCCCCCCGGAGAGGGUGAUUGGGCGCUGCCGCGGGGGAGCGUCCCGGGGGGCGCGGACACAGGUGCCGCAGUACCGCGGGCGGCCUCUGGGGCAGUGCCCGGCCCCACCGUGGGGAGAUCCGACGCCGGUCCCGGUCCUAGUCCCAGUCCGUCGGUGCCUGCCCGUGGUCCCCGCCGCCCCGGGCAUGCUGCGACUGGCUUGCGUGCUACUGCUGCUGCUCGGCCGCGCCUCCCCGGCGGCAGGGCCGUGGGUCACUGGGCACAGGGGCAGCCUCUGUCCCUCGCUACGGUAGCCUUACGGUGCUGCAUUCUGCAAAGAGAGGUCGGCAAGGUAGAAGAAGAACCCGUUUCGGAUCAAAUGCCUUGCUCCGCCAGUGACUCACUGCGUGACCUUGGGUUAACAGCGGCUACGGCUCCUGAGCUUCAGUCUGGCCCUGCAGACUACAGGCUGGAAAUAACCAACAAUGGUCCCAUCACAUCAGGAGCUCAAGCUACCAUUCAUGCCAGCCUAAGGAUGGAGAAUGACAGUGACGCAUCAGAUUUGUUUCACUUCAACUGGAUUUAUGCUCCUCUGAUUCUGAUAGAGAAAUCUGAGCAGCAUUUUGACUCUGUAAUUAAUGUGACCAGUGAAUUUCCUGGGACUUACCCUGUAUCUGUCUGGGUCACUCACAGGAAGUGUUGGUUGUGUCGGCCGGUUGCUAGAGAGAGCACCAUGCUUCACAUUACAGAGUUUAUCACAGGGAAUCUUACCAUUGCCCAGCUAGAAGACAGUAGAUCUAUCACACGUGGUUCUAGCUCCAGCAUGGGCUCCGUCACUCGGAUUUCUUUCUGUCUUCAUGACCCAAGUAAUUACUUCAAGUCAGCAUCAUUUGUCUACAACUGGGAUUUUGGAAAUGGGGUUUAUCAGAUUACCAAGGAACCCUUUGUCUACGCUAACUGCUCGGCCCUGGGGAAUCGCACAGUGCACCUGAAGGUGGUGGCUGAAUGGGAGCAAGUUGGGAGCAGUGUGCAGGAGAGGGAAACGGUGCAGAAAACUGGGGAUUUCACCACUGCUCUGGACCUGCUAGAUGCUGUUAAGAGCAUUGAUGUAGUGGGCUCCAGAGAGACGCACGUCAUGGAGAAUCUGAGUCUGUCUCUUCAUAUCAAUGGCACCCCCCCGCUGGCGUUGUGCUGGCUCAUCAAGUCCGAGUGCAUUCCACUUGAAGGUGAGAAAUGCCAUCUGGUGGUGGUCAACGGCUCCUGCUACAACCUCAGCCAUACCUUCCGCGAUGCCGGACAGUACUGCCUCAGCGUCCGAGUGGAGAAGGGUGUGAUGAUGCUGCAGACCUACCACGAAAUCAAAGUGCGGCCAACAGGCAUCCACCCGACUUUGUUUGUCCUGCUCUGCAUCACUCUGGUCUCAGGGCUGCUAGGACUGGUGCUGUACGCCACCUGCCGAAGUAACACACAACAGAAGGAUCUCGUGGAGGUGGCUGACUUUGACUUCUCCCCGCUGUCUAACAGAGCCCUGUCGUCCCACCCGGGGUCAGGCUGUGGCCAGAUAUGCUGCAGAUCAUGUUUCCUUCAGUCAUCUCAAGAAGCUGCCAGGGAGAGCCAUGAACUUCUCUAUUCUUUUUACAAGCCACUCAAAACAUACACAGUGUGAAGAACACAACUGCACUUUGCUUACACUGACUGCCAAGGUUAACUGUCUCACUUCUGCUGGGGUACAAGCCUGGUGCUGCAGGAAAAGUUUGGGUCUGCAGUGCAAUGAGGUUAAGCACUUUAGCACUUGAGCAUUUCGUUCUCUGACCUAAAACCUAGCAGGGCCUGAAACACAGUCAGAGUAGCUCUGUGGUUUUUAAAUGUACAGGGGUGGACACACUUUGAGCUGCAAAGGCAGCAUUUUAUUCUUAUCAAAGAGUGUUAUAUGUGCAGGUUGGCUAAACUCACUACCUCCUGUAAUGCCUCCAUUCCUUCUGCUGUCUGUUUCAAAGAAGAAAAUGCUUAAGACCAAUAUACCUCCUUUUCCUAAGUUCCAACAAUAUGAAUGGAAAUGGAAGUCACCCAAAA